AUGCCGCAGUCGCUUCCGCCGCUUGAUGGUGGCGGCCCUCCUAGCCAUGUCUUUGCGGGCUUUGGCCUGCCUCGAGCGCCGCUGGGCACUCCAGAGCCGGAGCCAGAGUGGUGGGAGGCGUGGCGGGAGUUCCAGGCAUGGUGGUGGCCGGGGGAGCCCGCGUGGGAGAUGGAGGCGCGUUCAUUUGUGGAUCCUGGCGGGCGGGUGGCGGCCCGGAUGCGGGCGUUCGCCGACUCCGUUGGGCACGUGGCGACCAUCCUGGAGGAGCUGCAUCGGGCGAUGGAAGCGCGGGAGGCGCCGCAGCGGGAUCCCAUGCUGUCUCGUCGUCAGCAGCUUCGGGUGCUCCGUGCGUCAUCCGCAGUGCUGUGGGAUCCGCUGCAUCUCCCAAUGGUCCCUCUGCUCGACGGGGCGGACGACGUCCCCUGGCGGCGACACUUUGCUCUGGUCAUCGGCGUGCUCGCCAUUGUGCCGACUGUGGGGUUGACACACGGCGGCUGUUGA
Closterium sp. Naga37s-1 is the source of this 501-nucleotide messenger RNA. The record is from the annotation of a GenBank genome assembly. NCBI's taxonomy places the organism in Eukaryota, Viridiplantae, Streptophyta, Zygnematophyceae, Desmidiales, Closteriaceae.